AGUUAGUGUUCGGUGAUAAUCGUGGUGUUUAUCAAGUCUAGAAACGAGAAAAAUGACCAUUCACUGGGGUAUCGUAGCUGCGGGAAAGAUUAGCAAUGAUUUUGUUAACGCUUUGAACUCAUCUCCGGAUAAAGGAGAUCAAAAGAUAGUGGCUGUGGCGGCGCGAGACCGAGAAAGAGCUCACGAGUUUGCACAAAUUCAUAAUGUUAUGCUAGCAGGCAGUUAUGAAGAUAUGGCUCGUUGUGCUGAUGUUGAUGUAGUCUACAUUGGAGCCCUAAAUCCUUACCAUUAUGAGCUCACUAAAUUGUACCUGGAGCAUGGGAAACAUGUUCUUUGUGAGAAACCCUUUGGAAUGUCCAGUGAAGAAGUCAAGAAGCUUGUAGAUUUGGCUAAGAAGAAAAAUCUAUUUCUAAUGGAAGGAGUUUGGUCCCGAUUCUCUCCUGCAUAUCUUGAAAUGGAGAAAGCUAUCCAAAGUGGAUGUAUAGGAGAAGUAAAGUUUGUGGAAGCCAAUUUCGGGUUCUUCAGUAAUACUGAGCGAAUUCAUAAAAAGGAAUAUGGCGGCAGUGCAGUUCUUGACGUGGGAGUAUACGUGCUGCAGUUUGCACAGUUCGUGUUUAAAGCAAUUCCAGAAAAGUUGACCGCUAUUGGUAACUUGAAUGAACAUGGGGUAGACUAUUCAGAGACUAUCAUUUUGGAGUAUAAGAGUGGCAAACGAGCUGUGCUUAACACUCAUACGCAGUUGGAGAUGUGUAAUCGGGCCACGGUAUAUGGAACUAAGGGACGUAUUACGUUGGAAGCCCCAUUUCACUUUCCUGACAGAAUGAUCAUAUCCACUGAGGCAGGGAAUAUGGUCAAAGAAUUUGAACUGUGUACAUCGAAACUUCCAUACAACUUUCAAAAUAGCGCUGGACUUGCGUAUGAGGCGAUUGAGGUCGCCAACUGCAUCAGAAAAGGUCUAAAAGAAUCACCUCGGAUGACUCAUAAAGAGAGCAUUCAGUUGGCAGAACAAGAAGACCAAAUAAGAGAGCAAUUGGGGGUCUCGUUUGAGUGAUUGUGUUAAUGAACAAUAUCGGAAAGAGCCUUGCUUUAAUAAAGUUUUUGUUAAUAACACAAAUAAAUGUU
Spodoptera litura is the source of this 1122-nucleotide messenger RNA. Its product is annotated as trans-1,2-dihydrobenzene-1,2-diol dehydrogenase-like. Gene Ontology annotation, molecular function: nucleotide binding. NCBI's taxonomy places the organism in Eukaryota, Metazoa, Arthropoda, Insecta, Lepidoptera, Noctuidae. The record is from RefSeq and is a predicted model, not a curated record.